AUUAACGUAUCUAUGAAAAGCGUGUUCGUCUUUAAAUCGUUGGGAAAUUAGCAUCUUCAUGAUUUUUCCUGGAUUUUAGCAUUUCAUGUUUAUUCAGGUUUGUGGGUUAAACUGGUGAGUGAUAGGACAAGAAGAUGGGACGAAUUCCAAAGAAACCCCAUGAGGUUCUGUUGGACGGGCUGCAGACUGAUCUCAAAGGAUUGCUUAUGAGGUUCAUAGCUACGGAGAGUGUUCGCUAUGAGGAGUUUGCCAAAAUUUGGAGAACUCUCAAUUUCCCUGUCAUCUUUUAUGGUAUCAAGAAUGAUGAACAGCUGAGAACGUUCACAUCAGAAGCAUUUGCCAUGUCUGCGUCAACUCUCGUCCCUCCACAUGACCUCCAAACCAGGAUAUGUUCAAUGUACAUGCUCUAUGGCUUGUAUCACACGCAGUUGUGCACACCCAAACUCAAAAUCCGGGUAGACCCAGAGACGUGGAAAGCCUUGAUGAAUCUCUCCAAGGAACUCAAAGAUCAAGGUCAUCUGGAUGCAGCCUACAUACUCCUCAAGAUGCAGAAAGACAAGAUCUUCCAGUUCACUGCAACCCUAAGACAUGCAACCUACACGAGGCAUAAAACUGAAGAUCAAGCUUAUGAAAGAUGGAAAGCUGGCAAAGAGCUCAUGACAACGACCUUCAACCCAGACCUAUUAGAGGUGAGGAAUUACUUCCUGUUGAUAUAUGUUAAUAGCUUCCUCUUUUGAUAACACAAAUUUGAAUAUGUAGGACCAUACAGCACCCGGGCAGAUUCUUAACGAAUUUGCUCUCAACCGAUAACACACCAUUGAACAUGUGAGACUGUAUUUCACUCUCUACAUUGGAAGAAAUAUCCUGCUUAUUUAAUACAAGAACAUGUUUAGGUCUCAAUGCACCAAUAAUUGUUUCAUGUCCUCACAUCUCCCAAAACCAGAUAAUGUUCUUAUAGUUAACGAGCUUGCUAGCAAACUACAGUGUAUGUAUAUUAUUCUUUCCAGUAGUGGCAUAUCUCGUGUAUACGUGUGUGUUUGAGGGUGCUUUUCCCCAGGUGCUCCUUCUUUUUUUACAAGCUAAUUUGGUAAUUGGGCUCACAAGAAUAAGCCUUUAAAGCAACAAGCAAUUAUUCUGUUAAACUUUUUGAGAGUUCAUCGCAUUUUAACUAAUAUUUCAGACUUUAUUACUAUCAGAUGUCUUUCUUAAUUGC
Molecule: messenger RNA, 1213 nt
Organism: Lytechinus variegatus (green sea urchin)
Lineage: Eukaryota; Metazoa; Echinodermata; Echinoidea; Temnopleuroida; Toxopneustidae
Product: snRNA-activating protein complex subunit 1-like
Exons: 6
Coding region: 135-737 (200 amino acids)
Biological process (GO): snRNA transcription by RNA polymerase III; snRNA transcription by RNA polymerase II
Cellular component (GO): snRNA-activating protein complex
Molecular function (GO): sequence-specific DNA binding
Source: RefSeq, a predicted model, not a curated record